UUAGGCGGAGUGACCCUCGGAUAGUUUUCUCAAAAUUCCGUAUGAAUUCCUGUUUUAUUUCGCUAAUUUGAAGGCUUUAGAUGUUGUUUAAAAACAUGGAAACUGCAGGAUAAUGUAGUCUAAUCAUCGUAAAAGGAGGAAAUUAUUUCUACAGACAGUUUCUUCAAGGAGUUCUGUAGUGUGUAAUAAUGCCCCGCAUAUCGAAAGAAAAGCUGUCUAUAUUUUACUGGUAUCACAGUUUUAUUAAAUGGGUUCUUCACAUCAUUACGGGAAGGUGUGAAUUGGAGCGAAUAUGUCACAAUAUUAAAUGUCGUGUUACCUGCAAUUUUAGAGUUGAAAAUUCCCUAAAAAAUUCAAAAUCAAAGCCCCUGAGUGAUAUUCUCACUUCAGUUAACAUCGAUGUUAAAAGCUCAGUACAACAUGUGCUAACUACGAAAAAGAUCAAACCUGAGGAAAAUCUAGUAUUCAUCGACAGAUUCACAAAAUCGUUGACCCAAAUUUGCGGCUAUAUCGAUCUUAUUGAUAUUGUUGAAAAGAAAAAAAAUGUAGCGUUUUCCAGUGAAAACAAGGAGCACGAAGAGAAAUUAUUACAGUUAUGGUCGUUGUUGAUGCCAAGUACCACAUUAGAAAGUCGAAUUUCAUCGCAGUGGGGAGAGAUAGGGUUCCAGGGAAAAAAUCCACAGACUGAUUUCAGAGGAAUGGGAAUUCUUGGAUUAGAAAAUCUUCUGUAUUUUGCUAAGAAUCAAAAUGACGCUGCUAGAAAAGUGUUAUCAGAGUCCCACCAUCCAAAAUAUUGGUAUUCCUAUGCCAUAGUCGGUAUAAAUAUCACCGCUUUGUCCGUCGAUUUGCUGAAAUCUGGAGAUUUUAAACCUCACUUCUACAAUAUAACAACCGAGAAACCCACACUGGAUGAUUUUCACAAAGUUUACUGUUGUUUAUUUCGUGAAUUUAGUUCAUUCUGGUUGGAGCAGAAGCCGGCCUCUGUUAUGGAAUUUAAUCGAAUAAAAGACGCAUUUUGUAAGAAUCUUAUUUCCAGUCUUCAAGAUCCAGCAGCGGUUCUAGCCGUGGACGCUAAGUGUGCUGAUGUCGACACUACCUCAGUGAAAUCUUUUACAUCUCAGGAUUUUGACUAACAAACCAUGUCAUAGUAUUUCAUGGUAUUUUCCGUAAGUCUCCGUGCAUGUUGUUUCCUAUUAAUUCGAAAAACUAGAUCAAUCUGUUUCCCCAUCCCAGUGAACAUCAAUUGCCCAUGGUCUGGCAUCAUCAUCAUCUGUUUUGCAUAUUAAUUUAUUUUGUCAAUGAGGUCGAAAUUAGUGGAUGCCCUUAUUCUGGGAAGACGAGUCGAAUUAUCGAUGUACCGGCAAAUCUGUAGCGAAUAUAUUCUCAAUGCCUGAAUGGAAGCCAAAGGUUUCGCACAUUAUCUGCGUAUAUGAUAAUGUUUAAUAACGAUCUUAAAAAUAUAGGAAAUCUUUAAUGAAGAACUAAUUUUAAACAAUAUAUUGUAGAGCAAAACAAUUUUGUAGUUGUUCGUUAAAAUUUAUCUCAAGAGCUUCAACCCUGACGGAACGCGGGUUGAACCCCAUGCAACCCCGCAACCCAGGCUCUUCACCUAGGCCCUCCCCCCCGCUGCGGGGGCAGUAACCUAGAUAAAAAGCCUAACUUGCGCGGUUGCUAGAACUCCUGCCUAUAGGUCUGAAAUGGGGGAUAAAUAGGUAGCACGCACGCACUUCUUUCUACUUCAUACAAGCUUCUUCAUUUGAUUUUCAUAUCAGAAUUGCAUGUGUAUAAUUGAACUCGACGCUAUAAGCGUAACCCCUGUGGUCUUUUGACCAUUAUAAAAAGUCCGUGUUGUCGGGGUCGGUACGUCCCUAUAUGAACAAGCUUUGCUAUUGGUUGAUGAUAACAAUAAAACACAAUGAACUAUAUAGAAAUUGAUUUCUAACACUGUUCACUAUUGUUACAAAAAGGGCAAUCACAAAACUCGUUCAUAUUAGGUAGAUACUUAAGGCGGUGUUACACUAUGCAACUUUCCUUGCAACUUGCAAUGCAAUUCUACUCCUGAGGCAU
Messenger RNA from Dendronephthya gigantea, 2067 nucleotides. RefSeq names its product ELMO domain-containing protein 1-like. Gene Ontology annotation, molecular function: GTPase activator activity. The record is from RefSeq and is a predicted model, not a curated record. Bases 189 to 1133 code for a protein of 314 amino acids. The transcript has 11 exons. Lineage: Eukaryota; Metazoa; Cnidaria; Anthozoa; Malacalcyonacea; Nephtheidae.